CUCUCUCUCUCUCUCUCUCUCUCUCUCUCUCUCACUCUUUCUAUAAUAUCUGCUUCGCUCUCAAACACACACCAGAACUUUCAAGCUUUUUGAGCUUUUCAUUUCCAUGGCGUCCAUGGCAGCCAGUGGAGCUCUUAGGGUGCCGUCCUCUUCCCUUUCAUCAUCAUCUUCUUCUUCUGGCUCAUAUCUGAGUCCCAAAACCAGUUCUAAGAGCCUUUCCUUCGCGCAUUCCCACCUUUCUGGAGAAAAGAUUUCCUCAAUUGCCAAUUUCCGAAGAACCCCUUCCACUGAUAGGUCGCCGAAGAUCGUUUCUCCGAAAGCUGUUUCCGAUUCCAAGAACUCCCAGACCUGUUUGGAUCCCGAUGCAAGCCGCAGUGUGUUGGGGAUUAUUCUUGGAGGUGGUGCUGGGACUCGUCUCUAUCCUCUGACAAAGAAGCGGGCGAAGCCUGCUGUUCCUCUGGGUGCGAACUACAGGCUGAUUGAUAUUCCAGUAAGCAAUUGCCUCAACAGCAAUAUAUCCAAGAUCUACGUUCUCACUCAGUUCAAUUCAGCUUCUCUCAAUCGCCAUCUUUCUCGGGCUUAUGCUAGUAACAUGGGAGGGUAUAAGAAUGAAGGCUUUGUUGAGGUUCUGGCAGCCCAGCAAAGCCCAGAAAACCCAAAUUGGUUUCAGGGCACGGCUGAUGCGGUGAGGCAGUACUUGUGGCUCUUCGAGGAGCACAACGUUUUGGAGUUCUUGGUUUUGGCUGGAGACCAUUUGUAUAGGAUGGACUAUGAGAGGUUUAUUCAGGCGCACAGAGAGACUGAUGCUGAUAUCACUGUGGCUGCUUUGCCUAUGGAUGAAAAGCGUGCCACUGCUUUUGGUCUUAUGAAGAUUGAUGAAGAAGGGCGAAUUAUUGAGUUUGCUGAGAAACCCAAAGGGGAGCAACUCAAAGCUAUGAAGGUUGACACUACUAUUUUGGGACUUGAUGAUGAGAGAGCAAAAGAGAUGCCUUAUAUUGCCAGUAUGGGUAUCUACGUUGUAAGCAAGGAUGUUAUGCUGAAUCUGCUUAGAGAUAAGUUUCCCGGAGCCAAUGAUUUUGGAAGUGAAGUGAUUCCUGGUGCAACUUCUAUUGGAUUGAGGGUACAAGCUUACUUGUAUGAUGGCUACUGGGAAGACAUUGGUACAAUUGAGGCAUUCUACAAUGCAAAUUUGGGGAUAACCAAAAAACCAGUGCCAGACUUCAGCUUCUAUGAUCGUUCAUCUCCGAUCUACACCCAGCCCCGAUAUUUGCCUCCGUCCAAAAUGCUUGAUGCUGACGUUACUGAUAGUGUUAUUGGAGAGGGUUGUGUGAUAAAGAACUGUAAGAUUCACCAUUCAGUGGUUGGGCUCAGAUCUUGCAUAUCAGAGGGUGCAAUCAUUGAAGACACCUUGUUGAUGGGAGCAGACUACUAUGAGACGGAUGCUGACAGGAGGUUUUUGGCGGCAAAGGGCAGUGUUCCUAUUGGUAUUGGCAAGAGCUCCCACAUCAAAAGAGCUAUCAUUGACAAGAAUGCUCGUAUUGGGGAAAACGUGAAGAUCAUUAACGGUGACAAUGUGCAAGAAGCAGCAAGGGAAACGGAUGGGUAUUUCAUAAAGAGUGGAAUAGUGACAGUAAUCAAGGAUGCUCUGAUUCCCAGUGGAACUGUGAUCUAAGAUGAAGUUGGUAGUAAGUUUACUCUGUUAUUGCAGGCAAAUACCUUCUUUUGGCUCCACUGAAGAUUACUUGCUUUGUUGAUGGAACCGAGUAGUCCAAUAUACGUUUUCGUUUUUUUUUUUUUUUUUUUUUUUUUUUUUUUUUUUUUCUCUCUCUCUCUCUCUGUGUCUUUUGUUUCUCAAUGGUAAAAAAAGCUAUGAUGGGCAGACUUUAUGACUGGAACAGCCUACAGAUUUAAGGAUAGACAAGUAGAACAAAUCAACCAGGAAAGUUUCUUUUCGGUAUAAAGUACAGAGAAGCAACUAUGGCAGACGAGGUCUAUCUAACCACAUUUGGAAAACAAAACAUGCAGUAUCGUACGAGUGAAAGCCAAUGUUUACUCGGAAAAUGAUCGCCAAUCCUCCCAUCUUCAAUAUCACAAAAAUAAAAUAAAAUUAAAAAGAAGAAGAAGAGGAAGAGGAAGUGUAAAGGAGUAUUAAUUUCUGUUUUCAUUUUAUAGAAUAUGAAUUUCUGUUUUCAUUUUA
Ziziphus jujuba (common jujube) is the source of this 2197-nucleotide messenger RNA. RefSeq names its product glucose-1-phosphate adenylyltransferase small subunit 2, chloroplastic. The transcript is spliced from 10 exons. The record is from RefSeq and is a predicted model, not a curated record. Bases 107 to 1672 code for a protein of 521 amino acids. Gene Ontology annotation, biological process: glycogen biosynthetic process. Gene Ontology annotation, molecular function: glucose-1-phosphate adenylyltransferase activity. Lineage: Eukaryota; Viridiplantae; Streptophyta; Magnoliopsida; Rosales; Rhamnaceae.